Cetraspora pellucida is the source of this 511-nucleotide messenger RNA. NCBI's taxonomy places the organism in Eukaryota, Fungi, Glomeromycota, Glomeromycetes, Diversisporales, Gigasporaceae. The record is from the annotation of a GenBank genome assembly.
AUGGAUAAGGGGAUAAAAAUUUUUAUUCUUUCAUUUUUCAUAUCAAUCCUGAUCCUAGUAAUAUUGUACUAUAUUCCUGCUGGCAGAGAAUCUUUGUACACAUCACAUCAGGAACUUAAUAGCGCUGAUGAACAAUUAGAAAUUUAUGAUCGUGCUAAUGUUACUGGAUUCGUUGAUCCUCUUAUUGGAACUGCUAAAGACGGACAUGUGUUCCCCGGUCCCUGUCUCCCUUUUGGAGUUGUUAAAGUAGGGUUCGAUGUUGAAGGUUUGGAUUCUAAUGGAGGAUACACCGUUAGUGGACGUAUUACCGGAAUAUCUCACCUACAUGUUAGUGGAACGGGAGGUGAGCCAAAAUAUGGAGUGAUAAGUCAAUUUCCGGUGGUAGAUAAACCAGAUGAAAAAAUUAGUAUAGAAGACUAUUAUUCAGACAGAUCACUUGAACAUUUCGAAGUUGGUUAUUCAAAAUUUGGAUUAAAACGUUAUAAUAUCAUGGUUGAAUUAACUGCAAGUC